GGCGGCAUUUACGACCAUGGUGUGACGUCAUUGUCGUAACGUUGGAGAAUGUGUCGGUAAAUAAAGGCUUAGCUUUGAGUUGUAAUUUCAGAACGGCUUUUAGCUGCUCUUUUCUUCUUGAUAUUUAUAUUUUGUUAAAUGUAUACGAGAUAAUUGAAUAAUAGGGCAUGGUCAUGGAUGUCAGUUGAAACUCGGCUAGCUAUGUGCUGCUAGCUGUAUUCUUACAUUGUGCACAGAGCAGCUCUCUUUAGCUUAAUGCUAACGUUGGCUAACUUGCUAGCUUGCACUUGAAAUUUAUCCACCAAACGUUUGCGUGUAAAACAUUAAACCACAACCUGGACUGUGCGUGGGACUAGUUUAUCCACUUCAGCACUGAAAGCAAUAUUAAUAUAAAAUGUCAGCGCAAAAAGACUGUGAGUUUUUGGUGAAGAGAGCCCGGGAGCUGGUCUCUGAUGAUCCCUGUGCGGCUAAAGCCUGGCUCAUCACAGCCAGGACACUUUACCCUGCAGAUUUCAACAUACAGUAUGAAAUGUACAUCAUUGAACGCAAUGCAGAGAGGACAGCAUCAGCAGGUAGACUGCUGUAUGACAUGUUCAUAAACUUUCCAGAUCAGCCCAUUGUUUGGCGAGAGAUCAGUGUCAUCACAGCUGCCCUGCGCAGUGACUCCCAGGACAAACAUGCACAGUUCCUACGAGGGCUUUUUGAGACACUGCCUGGCCGUGUGCAGUGUGAGAUGCUACUGAAAGCCACAGAGCAGUGUUUCAACACUUUGGAGAAGGCAGAGAUGCUGCUCCUUCUUCUUAAGCGCUUUCCAGAGUCUGUGGUCCAACAUGGGGUCAAUUUAGGAGAAACACUGUUGGAGGCGGAGGCAUCAGAGAAUGUGGAGACUCCUGUCAACUGCUUUAGAAAACUUUUUGUGUGUGAUGUCCUUCCUUUGGUCAUAAACAACAUGGACAUGCGCUUGCCGGCCAGCCUGAUGCAGAAGUACAUGCUGAAAGCAGCUGAAUUCUACAUAGGCUAUGUAACCCGUGGACCCUCACCUGAUAUACAGAUACAGGGCUCUCAAGAAGGUGGGUCUCUGAAGUCGCCCACUGUGUCCCGUGCCUCCCAGCGUUAUGUGAUUGAUGGCCUGUCAGAAAAGUCAUCAGUGGUAGCAGAACCGUGGGAGAGGCUGUUGGAUAUCCUCGCUGUGGUUGGAGCACGCUGCGAGUGGCAGGGAGACAAGGGACAAAGGAGUUAUGUGGACAUGCUGCUGAGAGUGAAGGAGCUGUGUCGCUACCUGCCUGGUCUGGAAGGCGAUACAAGGUCCCGCUGCUGCAGUCAAGUGGUCAUCUGUGCUGCGCUCGUCCUCUUCCACAGCGCCUUCCUCUAUGUCUCAGCUGUGCAGCCUGCACUGUUCCAGGGUGUGAAUGCGCUGAAUUCGUGGCCGUGGAUCCUUGUGGAGGAUUUGAGCUCGGUGUAUAAUGAUGUGGAGGUGGAGAGAGGAGCAGUUAAACAUGCACAUAAGAAACGCAAGCUGGCAGAUGGGAGAGAAAAGACGAUGAGCUCGGAUGAUGAGGAAGGGUUGGGAAAAGGUCGUGGUCGACAUAUUUUAGUGAACAAGACUGAGAUGCCCAGCUGGUCAGAGACUCUGGAGAGCUUCCGCACAGCGAGGGAAAGCUGGGACCUUCUUCACUCCCAUGAUGGCCUCGAAACUGAGUUCAAGAAAAUCUGUGCCUCUUGGAAGACGGACAGCUGGCUGUGGUUCAGAAUAUUCCUCACUGACAUGAUCAUAUACCAGGGACAGUACCGUAAGGCCCUCUCCAGCCUGCACCAGAUGGCCGCAGUGCAGCAGCCUCAGGCUGGGCAGCAGAGCCCCUCAGGUCAGGGCAGUCUGGAGCACCACAGGGCCCUCAUACAGCAGGCGUCCUGCCACUAUGCUCUGGGAGAAUACAGGAUGGCCUGUGAGAAGCUGCUUGAUGUCGUCGGUGGGCUGGUGCCCCCGACCCAAGAACCAACAAGGACCCCAGAGGAUCAGGGUAGAGUCAAGACCAAAGUGAGGAAAGGUAAUGACCUGAGGUUGCUUCCCUGCACCAGCAAAGCUGUGUUACCUUUCUGUCUCCAGCUGAUGUUGUCCUGCUUUAAGCUCCGUGCCUUCACAGACAGUCGCGACGACCUGUCACUCGGUCAUGUGGUGGUGCUCCUGCAGCAUGACUGGCCGCAGGGCGAGAUGCUGUUUUUAAAAGCAGUGGAUAAGAUCUGUCAGCAAGGCAGUUUCCAGUAUGAGAAUUUCUUCAACUAUGUCACCAACAUUGACAUGCUGGAGGAGUUUGCAUACCUGCGCACUCCAGAAGGGGGAAGGAUACAACUGGAGCUGCUGCCCAAUCAGGGAAUGCUGAUCAAGAACCCUAGUCCCGCCCUGGGGGUGGAGUUAAAUACCCUUCUGCUACAAGGGGUGCAGACGAUGGACAGACACCACACAGUGACUCGUGGGAUCACCAAAGGAGUGAAGGAAGAUUUCCGUCUGGCCAUGGAGAGGCAGGUGUCGCGCUGUGGAGAAAACCUGUUCAGUGUGCUUCACCGUUUCUGCAUCAAUGAGAAAAUCAUCAUCAUCCAGUCUCUUCCUUGACACCUGGCCUGUGACUAUUGAACCUUUUCAUAGUUGACAUUCCAGGCACAGUUUUAAUGCAGCUGGACUGACUUCAUGACUUCGACACAGGACACAUUUCUAGCUCCCUCGUCUUUAUCAUCAUUUAUCACUGAACUCUUACAAAAAGAAUUUGUCUCCUUGCCUUAAAAGUGGAUCUCUCUUGUCAGAGAGUUGGAGUUGGUUUUCUGAGUAUACAGUGCUAAUGCAGUUUCCUUAGUAUGUGUGUAGUUUUCCUCUCAGCACGCACUCAACCACAUUUGAAGUGGUUUAAUCAUAUUGUGACAAUUUGUGGGAGUCGACAUUAACAAAAAAAUUAAGUGCAUUUUGAUAUUCUCGGGUAAAGUUUAUUGUUUUUGUUACAAACUUGAAGUGUUAGUUUAUAUAAAUGUUUCCAUUAAAUUUCCUCUUAAUGGUGUAA
This is a messenger RNA of Epinephelus moara (kelp grouper), 3047 nucleotides long. It is a transcript of the gene ints10, whose product is annotated as integrator complex subunit 10. Gene Ontology annotation, cellular component: integrator complex. The coding region runs from base 395 to 2608 and encodes 737 amino acids. The record is from RefSeq and is a predicted model, not a curated record. The transcript is spliced from 18 exons. Gene Ontology annotation, biological process: snRNA processing. NCBI's taxonomy places the organism in Eukaryota, Metazoa, Chordata, Actinopteri, Perciformes, Serranidae.